UCUCUCUCUCAUGCAAUUUCAAUGAUCGAAAACGUUCUCUAAGAAUAUUUCACUGGCAAUCUUCUUCAAUCCGGCGAUGGCUAAACCCUAUCUUCUCUUCAUUCUUCAUCUUCUUCUUCUUCUUCAUUCUCUGUUUCUCGUCACCCACUCUGUAGUAGGAUUGCAGAAUGAUCAAAACCCAGAAAGAAAACACUUGCUUUCCUUCAGAGAUUCUCUUGAGAACCCAUUCAUUCUCUCUUCUUGGGACUCCGAACUUUCUCACUGUCAAUGGAAAGGCAUUGAUUGUGAAAAUGGCGUUGUUGUUGCACUCCUUCUUCCAUCCCAUUCUUUGAAAGGACAACUCCCCACCUCACUUUUCUCUUUAUCCAACCUUCUCCUGCUCGACCUUUCUUCCAAUCUUCUUUAUGGAAACAUACCGCCGGAUAUUGCUCGUUUACGCCGCCUCAAGAAUCUUAACCUGAGUGGAAACCAGUUGUCCGGCGAGUUACCCACUUCCCUCGGCGGUUUUAUACACCUCGAAACUCUUAAACUCGGCUCAAACUUUUUCACCGGAAAAAUCCCACCGGAGAUCGGGAAUAGUUUUCAUCUCCAGUGGCUUGACAUCUCCGGUAAUUCCCUAUCCGGUAAUAUCCCGUCGAGUUUUCAAAAUCUUGCCGGACUCCAUUUCCUUGCACUUGGAAACAAUUUGCUGACAGGUCCUCUUGAUCCAUUUCUAUUAUCUAAUCUUACCUCUUUAACUUCGUUUGAUGUCUCCAAUAACUCACUUUCCGGGAUAAUCCCGCCUGAAAUUGGAGCUCUGGUCAACCUCAUUGAUCUUUUCAUUGGAAUGAACCAUUUUUCUGGGCGUUUGCCUCCCGAAAUUGGUCGACUUACCAAACUUCAAAACUUCUUCUCUCCUUCCUGUUCUAUUCAAGGGCCAUUACCGGAAACGAUGUCGGAAUUAAAAUCUCUUAGCAAACUUGAUCUUUCUUAUAACCCUUUGGCGUGUUCAAUUCCAAAAUCAUUUGGGAAGUUGCAGAACUUGUCAAUACUGAACUUGGGUCUCUCGGAGUUAAACGGAUCCAUUCCUUCGGAGCUCGGUAAUUGUAGAAAUCUGAAAACCGUAGUUCUCGCUUUCAACUCUCUCUCUGGUUCUCUUCCAGAGGAGCUUGUUAAUUUACCGAUGGUGUCAUUUUCUGUGGAGAAGAAUCAGCUUUCUGGGCCAUUGCCAUCUUGGCUCGGGCGUUGGGAUCAUAUUGAUUCACUUUUACUCACGUAUAAUCAGUUCUCAGGAACAAUCCCUCCGGAAAUCGGAAACUGUUCGAUGUUGAGUCAUAUCAGUCUUUCUAACAAUUUCUUGACGGGUCCUGUUCCAAGAGAGCUUUGCAAUGCCGCGUCACUGUCGCAGAUCGAUCUUGACAGCAACUUCCUGACAGGCACGAUUGAUAAUGUCUUUAUCAACUGCCGGAAUCUUACUGUGUUAAAUCUGGAUGACAAUCAUUUCGUUGGCUCGAUUCCUGAGUAUAUCACCGAUCUUCCAUUGGUGGCUCUUGAUCUCGAUUUCAACAACUUCACGGGUCCAAUUCCGAAGAAACUGUGGAGUAUGUCAAGUCUGUUGGAGUUCACGGCUGUUAAGAACCGUAUAGAAGGGAUUCUCGGCCCUGAAAUCGGCAAUGCUGUCUCACUUCAGAGGCUGGCCCUUAACAAUAAUCGGAUAAGAGGAAGUAUUCCUAAGGAGAUAGGUAAUCUCACUAACCUCUCUGUGCUGAAUUUGAAUUCCAAUUUCCUUGAAGGUGAAAUCCCGAACGAGAUUGGAAAUUGCAUUUGCUUGACAACGUUGGACUUGGGAAGUAACUCCCUCAACGGCUCUAUUCCUGAGGAACUUACCGAUCUUUCUCAGUUACAGUGUUUGGUUCUCUCCUACAAUAAUCUAUCCGGUUCUAUUCCUUCAAAAGAAUCAAACUACUUCCGGCAGCUCAACAUGCCGGAUUCGAGCUACGUUCAGCACCACGGAGUAUUUGACGUCUCAAACAACCUGAUUUCCGGUGAAAUACCAGAAGAGCUCGGGAACUGUUUGGUCAUUGUCGAGCUUCUUCUCGGAAAUAACCAGCUUUCCGGCGAGAUUCCGGGUUCUCUAUCUCGGCUGAUGAAUCUCACCACGUUAGAUCUCUCCGGAAACUCGUUAUCCGGCAAUGUCCCCGAUGAAUUUGGUCAGGCAGUUAAGCUUCAGGGAUUGUACCUCGACCAAAACAAGCUCGAUGGUCGAAUUCCCGAGAGCUUGGGGAAAAUUUUGGGUUUGGUGAAGCUGAAUUUGACAGGAAAUAAUCUCUCUGGCCAAAUUCCGUCCAGUCUUGGCGAUCUGAACGGUCUUUCACAUUUAGAUUUGAGUUCGAACGAGCUCAGCGGCACUCUUCCAUCGUCGCUCUCGAGAAUGGGGAACCUGAUUGGCCUGUAUCUCGACAACAAUAAACUUUCUGGUCAUAUUCAUCGUCUGUUCGUAAACCCUUUAAUUUGGAGGAUUGAGGUUGUUAAUCUUAGCAAUAACUUAUUCGACGGAGUUUUGCCCCAUACUCUCGGAAACAUGUCGUACUUGACGUCGUUGGAUCUACAUGCUAAUAAAUUCUCCGGCCAGAUACCGUCUGAAUUAGGAAACCUUAUACAGCUCCAGUUUCUAGAUGUUUCCGGAAACAUGCUUUCGGGUUUUAUCCCGGAACAAAUAUGCAACCUGGAAAACAUUUUCUCGCUGGACUUUGCCGAUAACCGUCUCGAAGGAUUGAUACCGAGGAACGGGAUUUGCGGGAACCUUUCUGGCUCUGUUUUUAACGGGAAUAAGGAUCUCUGUUUCAAUAAAUGUGUCCAUAGGGGGGCAUGGUUGAAUGUUUGGUGGCUAGCGUCUGUAGUUGUCGGGUCUGCGACGAUCGCCCUUUCCUUGGCGAUUAUAUUCAAGCGUUGGCUUUGUAAAAAUGUUGGUAAAAGCGAUUGUGAGGAAAACGAGGAAAGAAAACUGAACAGCCCCGGCGAUCAGAAUCUGUAUUUCUGGAGCAGCAGCCGUUCGAAGGAGCCGUUAAGCAUAAACGUGGCUAUAUUUGAGCAGCCGCUCUUGAAACUGACUCUCGUCGACAUUCUAGAAGCCACCAAUAACUUUUGCAAGUCAUGUAUUGUCGGAGAUGGCGGAUUUGGAACCGUUUACAAGGCGAUUCUAACUGACGGGAAGGCUGUAGCGGUUAAGAAGCUAAACCAGGCGAAAACGCAGGGCCAUCGAGAGUUUCUAGCCGAAAUGGAGACCCUGGGAAAGGUAAAGCACAAUAAUCUAGUAUCCCUUCUGGGUUACUGCUCUUACGGGGAGGAAAAGUUGCUUGUUUACGAGUACAUGAUAAACGGAAGCUUAGAUCAUUGGUUGAGGAACCGGACGGGUGGGCUCGAGAAACUCGAUUGGAACAUGAGACUGAAAAUUGCGACCGGUUCUGCCCGUGGGAUUGCGUUUCUCCACCACGGGAUCGUUCCUCAUGUGAUACAUAGAGAUAUUAAAGCGAGUAACAUUUUGCUUAGCCAUGAUUUUGAGCCGAAAGUGGCGGAUUUCGGUUUGGCCAGGCUGAUAAGUGCAUGCGAAACUCACGUCAGUACUGAUGUGGCUGGGACUUUCGGGUACAUACCGCCGGAGUACGGGCAGAGCUGGAAAUGCACGACUCGGGGAGACGUUUAUAGCUUCGGGGUGAUAUUACUUGAGCUUGUGAGUGGGAAGGAACCGACGGGGCCGGAGUUUAAGGAAGUUGAAGGGGGGAAUCUGGUGGGUUGGGCUGUACAGAAGAUGAAGAAAGGAAUGGCGGUUGAUGUUCUUGAUCGAGAGGUUUUGAAUUCGGGAUCGAAGAUGACGAUGUUACAGACGCUCCAGAUUGCGGUUGUUUGUGUUUCUGAGAAUCCGGCAAAGAGGCCUACAAUGCUUAAUGUGCUCAAGAGCCUCACGGGUAUCAAACAAGCUCAUAUGUAAUGUUAAUUAUUAAACUAUGUCUUUUGUCAAAUUAUUAUUAACUAUGUUUUUCAUGUGUUAUGGAAUAUCGCAAGUGUGUGUAAU
This is a messenger RNA of Impatiens glandulifera, 4051 nucleotides long. Its product is annotated as leucine-rich repeat receptor protein kinase EMS1. The transcript has a single exon. Gene Ontology annotation, molecular function: protein binding; ATP binding; protein kinase activity. Gene Ontology annotation, biological process: protein phosphorylation. Lineage: Eukaryota; Viridiplantae; Streptophyta; Magnoliopsida; Ericales; Balsaminaceae. Gene Ontology annotation, cellular component: plasma membrane. The record is from RefSeq and is a predicted model, not a curated record. The coding region runs from base 77 to 3967 and encodes 1296 amino acids.